AUGACGGCGCAGCUGGUCAAGUAUUUGCUCUUCAUGCGCGGUCAGAUCCCGUGUCUUUACGACGAGCUGCUGCGGGUUGUGGAGAGCUACCAACUUCAGCAGCGGCAGGGGCAAGUGGGGGGAAACAGGAGAAGGAGGUUGCUCAUGGGCAUCAAGAAGGCGGUCAAGUGCGCGGGGGCGGCCGAGCCCUUGUUCUAUGAGCAGUUGGACGCAAUCUUCUCGCUGAAAGUGCAGCGAGUUGCGCUGGUGUUUGGCGCCUCGAUGAUGAGUUCGCGGGAGGCUGUUGUCGUGGAUUUUGACGAGGUUGACGCAGAGGUAAACGACCAGGACUUCUUGUCGCAGUCGAGCACAGCUUCGCCGCAGACUGAUGCAGAAGAUGCUUCGAUGGAGGACUCCUCGCAGACGUUGAUCCCGCUGUCGCCGCCAAUGGGAAGGGAGAAGUUGAUGCGCUUGUGCGCGCAGAAACUCAUACAUGCACUACACACACACUCCAUGGGGGCUUUUUCGAGCGCCCUCCCUACGACCAAGUUACACAUCGCUGUGUUGGCAGAGCGGCAGUCCACUCGCAUACCAGGAUUCCUCCCAAAGCAGCAUUUCAAGCUUCGACUUCCAAAGGAUAAGGGUGGGGUGCGCACACACUACGUGACUAUCAGCAGUGGGGGUGUUGGCAGCAACAAAUCGUCGCAGCAAGAUACUCGGCCGACCAAAAGCGAUGCCUUCUGCACAAUGGAGAACGAAUCGUCAGAGGCGAAUGGUGGCGCACCUUUAGAGUUACUAUCCUCAGCACAACAGGCGGCAGUCGACACCACCGACGCUUGUAUGGUGUGGUAUGUGCUGGAAAAGCCCAUUCCAGGCUUUUCGGGGACUAUUGACAUACUCGAAGGGCAAUGA
Phytophthora sojae is the source of this 891-nucleotide messenger RNA. RefSeq lists its product as hypothetical. The record is from RefSeq and is a predicted model, not a curated record. The coding region runs from base 1 to 891 and encodes 296 amino acids. Gene Ontology annotation, cellular component: nucleus. The transcript is spliced from 5 exons. Lineage: Eukaryota; Oomycota; Peronosporomycetes; Peronosporales; Peronosporaceae. Gene Ontology annotation, biological process: regulation of exit from mitosis.